AUGACAAAUGACUCGAAAUCUUCUCGGGGUACUGGUCGUGGUGCAGGUCGUGGUGCUACCAAGGCAAAGCCUCGUGUUGUCGGUUCGCGCGCUGGCUCGCCCGGCUCUGUUCGGUCGACAACUACCACGUCCAAGCUGGGCCGUAGCCCUGUCAGCCCAGUAGCGAAGCUACACAAAUGCCAGAUCAUGUGGCGACACAUGGCCAAUGUUUGGAUGUGA
Penicillium nucicola is the source of this 219-nucleotide messenger RNA. RefSeq lists its product as uncharacterized. The transcript is spliced from 2 exons. Lineage: Eukaryota; Fungi; Ascomycota; Eurotiomycetes; Eurotiales; Aspergillaceae. The record is from RefSeq and is a predicted model, not a curated record. The coding region runs from base 1 to 219 and encodes 72 amino acids.